UGUCAUGAUGUUAUGUGCCGAGAAGGUGAAAUAUGUCGAGAUGGAGAAUGUACGAAACUCGUGGACACUUUCUGUUUGAGCCACGUGGAUUGCGGUCCGGACAUGGACUGCUUCUCGAAUCACUGCCGUAUCAGGCCAUCGCCACCGAUUUGCAGUUGCCAGCCUCACGAAAUCUGCCACCAUGGACAGUGCUAUCCCAACGCAGAAUGCACUUCGAUGUAUUGUGGCAAAGGCUCGUAUUGCGUGAACGGGAAAUGUGUCAAUGCGAUUGGUGUGGAUUGCACUAACGACAUUUGCCGUGGUGGCACCGUCUGUAUAAAUUCGGUCUGUGUGAUGGAUCCUUGCCCUGGCAGAUGUCCACCGGAUCAAUCGUGCCGCCUUGGUGAGUGCCGCAUCAUGGAGGGAACACCCUGUGUGACAGAAUGUGCCGGUCCGUUCACGUGUAUCGAUGGGCGAUGCAGAAGAAACGACUGUGCGAAACGUGUCUGUCAGCUUGGAGAGGCUUGCGAGGGAGGACAGUGCAACCGAGUGGCUGGCCGUUUCUGCACAUGGGCACCCCGUGACUGCGGUGAGGCCUUCGACUGCAAGGAGAACCAGUGCGUUGAUCGGCUCACUCCUGUCACCUCAGCACUGCCACAACAGGACAAUAGACUUCCGAACUAG
Messenger RNA from Haemonchus placei, 663 nucleotides. The record is from the annotation of a GenBank genome assembly. NCBI's taxonomy places the organism in Eukaryota, Metazoa, Nematoda, Chromadorea, Rhabditida, Trichostrongylidae.